Messenger RNA from Bipolaris maydis ATCC 48331, 3878 nucleotides. RefSeq lists its product as uncharacterized. Gene Ontology annotation, molecular function: NAD+ poly-ADP-ribosyltransferase activity. NCBI's taxonomy places the organism in Eukaryota, Fungi, Ascomycota, Dothideomycetes, Pleosporales, Pleosporaceae. The record is from RefSeq and is a predicted model, not a curated record.
AUGCCACGUAGGCAAUUUCAGGCCGACCUCCAGAAGGCUGCCGAUGGUCUCCACCUAGCUGCUGGCAUCUCGCAUGUGCGACCAGGCGCUGACGAUGGCGAGUUCACCUUCACUUGUAUGGCUGAUGGCCAGCCGCUCAAUGUCUCCGCUCUCGUUACAGAUGUCUCUGAAUAUCCUUCGAGCCACACCUGCAUGAUCUUCGCAGGGGAUAACGCCUCCGCAGGUGUUGCUGCCGCGCUCAAUGAUAUCACCGAUGCCGCUACAGCCAAGACGAUACCUCAGAUUCUCGAGCUUGUGUCUAGUAGACUUGAGUCGACUGAUGGCGACGGUGAUAGCCAGAUGGUUGGUUCGCAAGAAUUUGAUGAUUUCGAGGGUUACGAGGAUGAAGACGAGGCCGAAGAUGAAGAAGACUAUUUUCCUGGUGACGACGAUCUCCUACCCAAGCCUCCCAUCUCACACAUUUCAGAAUCUGGUGAACCCUCUGUAGCGGCCACAUCCGAAUUCAAGCACCGUGUUCGGAAUGACCUUUUAGUCGCCAAGAGUGAGGGUUUCAAGGUAGGACAUCUAGGAGGUCUCAUGGUGGGCCUGGGAUGCUAUGUAUCCCUAGCCAUUCGUAUAUCCAAGCUAGGCAUCUCAGAAGAAGCUAUGAAGGCAUGGCAGGUUGAGCCUUCGGAGUACCUUGUCGCAAUAUGUCACUACCCGUUAGGGUACAAGAGCAUGGAUGACUACCGGUCCUAUGAUGCCCAUCAAGCUCGCCGCAACUUUGGAGUCCGUAUCGGUGUAUCGACGACCUACAAGCCGACCAUACAAGAGGCUGUUGCAGCGUUUUCUGUGGUGAACAAAGAGAAAGGGAAUGAGCGAGAGGAUUCCCAACAGGGUGAAUCUCAAAAUACCUUGCCUGCGCAGUCGAGCGGCUUCCGCAAUUCCUUUGUUUCCAGGCCCUUGAAUGAGCUAUUUGAGCAACGAUUCUCUAUGCUCUUAAAAUACCGGUACGGAGGAAUGCCGUGGCAAGGUGCUGAACUGUUCUACAACGAUGUGCUCUUGAACUCAUCAUACGGAGGGCAUGACGCCACGGAUGAUAAAUACUACGAGGACGAGCGUGUCAGCACUGCUUGGCCCAAGAUUGUUACCGCCGAUCACAUCACCUCUUCGGUCGGCCAGCCGCAUUCACUACCUCUGGUCAGCAUGCAGUUUGUGCUAAGGCAUUUCGUGCGGUGUACCGAGUUCUGCUUGAUUUGUUUCAGCAAGAUGUCGGACGACCUGCAAGCAAUCAAGCCAUACGUCUGCGACAACCCGCUGUGUCUGUAUCAGUAUAUGUCACUGGGUUUUGGUCCAAGCAUAGAGCACGAAAUAACCUCUCAGCCCAAGGUCGUGGAUUUAUUGGUCAGCUUUUGCUAUUCCAGCGCGCGCGCUGGAAGGCUAAAGGAAUUUCCUACUGGUCUCAGUCUGGCUGUUCCGCCUCCCGUGUCCAAUGAACAAGGAAGGUCUGUACAUGAUACUCCACCAGUAGCUGCGAUGAGUAUGCGGUUCAACGAGGCCAACCUAGAGAUGCUUUUCGAAAAGUCUAGGGCGCCUUGCCCCGUAACGCCUGGCUCUUGGGUCGUCAUUCGGGUGGAUGAGGAAAUCGAUAAAGUCAUGCACUGUCGAGUGAUUGACACUUCACUUUAUCCAUCGGUGAAGGUAUCCAAGCCUGUCAUUGCAGCUAUCGCUGACGCCUCGAACGAUGAGUACAUACACCCACAUACGUUGCCAUCAUACAGAGAUCAGGCCCCUCAUCAGACUAGCAAGAUAUACUCAAAACCAGUCCAGAGAGAUUACUUUCGGUCUGCCAGUUUCUAUCUCUACGAUCACAACUUUGAUGAUCUCAAAGAUCACGAGAAGCAACAGACGAUAAUAUCGCUGUUGCACGUGCUUCCGCCUGUCGAGGAGAUGAGAAAAUAUCUGUUGCGCAAAUCAGAGUCCCCUCUAAGUUCUUGGGUUGAUCGCCUGCCCUCUGCUGCCCUUGGAGUCUUACGUUGGAUUAUUGCCUCAAACCGGGCUUGUAUUCUGCAGGUGGAUGAGGGAGAUUCCCCGAGCGGCCGCAAAGCUGAAGGGCGACUCUAUGGGAUGGGCGGCUGGGCACAAUUCCGUUUCGCAAUGGGUGCGCCUGACAAGGAACGCCGCUUCAUUGAGGCAGUACGGCAAACUAAAGAGAGGCUGCAUCUUAAAUACCCCACUAUCUUUGCCUGGCAUGGCAGUCCGCUCCACAAUUGGCACAGCAUCAUUCGAGAAGGUCUUCAUUUCAAGGAGACGCACCAUGGACGAGCCUUUGGGCAUGGAGUUUAUCAUGCCCCUAACGUAAAUACAAGUUUAGGAUACUCCAACAUGCAGGUAGGCGCUUCGUGGCCGAUGAGCGAACUCAAAAUCCAGCAGGCAUUGGCUCUGAACGAAAUUGUAAAUGCGCCAGGGGAGUAUGUCAGCCAGAACCCACAUUUGGUCGUCGCGCAACUCGAUUGGAUUCAGACUCGCUAUCUCUUUGUAAGGAAACGUGCCGACGUCUCUAGUACCGCUGCACCUAAUCCAGUCUCAAAACCACUAGAGUUUGUUGAACAAGAUCCAAGUCGAACUCCUCUUGGCGUUGAUGGACCGCUCAUCAUCCCAAUACACGCUAUUGCUGCAUCUCGGCGGUACAAGCCGACUAUCUAUGGAUUAUCCAAGAGGCAGAAAGCUUCUGGGAAGCCUCGGUUUGAUAUAGAGGCUGCUUGCGAGGAUGAUGAUACAGACAGCGUUGCAACUCUUGAAGAGGAUCUCGUUAUUUUCAAUGAAGAUAAGCAUCAGAACGAUAGCUUCAAGCCACAGUACUCUGAAGAGUCUAUCCCUACGCCGAACUCGAUCAUGGACGGUAAAGGCAAGUCCAAGAUGGCAGCGAUUUCAUCGUUCUCAUCAAAGAUCUUCGGCAAGUCAACUCAGAAGGUACCACAGAAGCCUCUUACCGACUACAUCUCCGGCACUCUGGAUUACUCAAGUCUUCCCAUGAUUGCGACUCCAGUAUGGGCGACUACAUCUGCCACCAAACGCCUGAUGAAGGACUUUAGAGACAUCAUCUCUAUUCAGAACAGGGAGCCGCUUCAUGAACUAGGAUGGCACAUUGACGAAGAUAAGAUCGAAAACAUCUACCAAUGGAUUGUGGAGCUCCAUUCGUUCGACCCCAAGUUACCACUAGCGCAGGAUAUGAAGAAGAGGGACAUCAAGAGCAUUGUUCUGGAGUUGCGCUUUGGCAAGGAUCAUCCCAUGAGUCCACCCUUCGUCCGGGUCAUCCGCCCUCGCUUCCUUGGUUUCAAUCAGGGUGGAGGUGGUCACGUCACUGCUGGUGGUGCCAUGUGCAUGGAACUUCUGACCAACGACGGCUGGAGUGCUGUUUCCUCUAUCGAAUCUGUUCUCCUUCAGGUCCGAAUGGCCAUCUGCAGUGUGGACCCAAAGCCAGCUCGUUUGGCGCCAGGUGGUCCGUCAGAUUAUUAUGUUGGCGAAGCAGUCGAAGCGUACAAGCGGGCUUGCAAUAUCCAUGGGUGGACCAUUCCUCCGGGUUUCAAUGAGACGGCGUCGGAUGGUUCGGGUACAGCUAACCCAUACUAAAUGAGGCCGUUAGAGGAAUGGCAGUGACAAAAACUACACAGUCAUGAUCUGGCUCUUAUGAGAGGGGGAAACGGGUAUAGGGUGUACAGCGCCUGAGCUGCGUCUUACGUAGCUUUUACCUUUUUCUUGUUUCUUACUUUUUUCUUCUUUCCACUAAGUUUUCAAAAAGGCGUCUAAGGGGAUCAAGGUGCAUUGGGCGGAUAGGCAUGGGACAUGAUACCUCAUGAAUAGCAAUCAAAAACAUAGCAAUGAAAGCGUUCUCUUUU